Messenger RNA from Rhodotorula toruloides NP11, 1089 nucleotides. RefSeq lists its product as uncharacterized. The record is from RefSeq and is a predicted model, not a curated record. The transcript has 5 exons. Bases 1 to 1089 code for a protein of 362 amino acids. Lineage: Eukaryota; Fungi; Basidiomycota; Microbotryomycetes; Sporidiobolales; Sporidiobolaceae.
AUGUUCGGAGCCGGCAGACCUGGCACGACGGGCGGACGGCAGGGAGCGGCGCAGGGUCGCGCAGAAACCGACGAAAACGCGCCCCUCGAUCCCGCUCCCUCCUCCCCAGCCGCCCCUCCCAAACUCGACCUGCUCUCCCUUCGCCCCGAGAUCCGCAUCCCGGCCCAUCCCCGCGUUCUGUCGUCGCUGCGGCAGGCGCCGUCGCUCCAGGACCGUCGCGUCGUUUGGACCGAAUUCCACCAGAUCGAGCUUCCCUCCCACACCGACUUCGCGUUCGAGGACGACGGGGAGCAGCCGAUGAUCGCCCUCUCGUCGGCUACCUCGUUCAUGGAGCAACUUUUGCUCAUGCUCGAUCAGCGCGAUGAGGAGAGGGAGAAAGUCUGGAAGGAGAAACUCGACGCGCGCGACAAGGCGAGGGAUCAAGACUGGCAGAAGAAACUCAACGAGGCUGUCGGUGCGGAGCAGGCGCGAGCGGAACGGGCAGAAGCUCAACUUGCACCUCUGCUGCGUGAGGCGGGGCGCACCUAUUUGCUGGACCAGUACGAGAACUUGAAGGAGUUUCUGCGGGCGUACUUUCUCGACGUCCGCCAGAUCCUGACCAUACACCAACAACCCUACUACGGGCCAAACAACCACCUCCUCGAGCACCUUCGUCACUCCUACUCCCCCCAACAACGCCUCACCCUGGGUCUCUACCCCGAGCAGCUCGCCCUGGCAUCCCUCGCCACGGUGGUGGUCUACAACGUCGCAGGCGACCUUCGCCACCCCGAGGCCCAUGGCUCUCCCUCCCAUGAGUCCUUCAUCCGCCACACCAUGCCCCUCGUUGGCGAACCCUGGGCAAGGGUCAUCCUUUCGCGCCUUAUUCGUUUCGAGGUCUUUAUCGACGUCUGGGAUGAGAACGGCAUCCGCCAGACCCGCCAGGCCUUCUCUGGCGCCAACCUCCUUCCUUCACCAACCCCAGUCUCUGACAUUGACCGCGCCACGUCGAGCUUCUACUCCCACUUCCUCGCCUUCUGGCAGUCGAACUCGUUUGCAUUCGACGAGCUCUCCGAGUGGACAAGGCGCUAUUUUCUCUUCUUCUUGCAGUGA